Folsomia candida is the source of this 3072-nucleotide messenger RNA. It is a transcript of the gene Alg9, whose product is annotated as alpha-1,2-mannosyltransferase ALG9. The record is from RefSeq and is a predicted model, not a curated record. Gene Ontology annotation, cellular component: endoplasmic reticulum membrane. NCBI's taxonomy places the organism in Eukaryota, Metazoa, Arthropoda, Collembola, Entomobryomorpha, Isotomidae. The transcript has 12 exons. Gene Ontology annotation, biological process: protein N-linked glycosylation. Gene Ontology annotation, molecular function: alpha-1,2-mannosyltransferase activity. Bases 404 to 2338 code for a protein of 644 amino acids.
UUGUUCAACUGAAAAUAGUAUACAUAAAGUGAACGAGUUAUGUACUGUGCGGGUGGAGCUUAAACCUACGGCCUCCUGAAGUACCUUGUGCUGAGACUAGGGUUUCUCGUGAGUUUAGCUCCAUUCGCACAGCACAUAACUAACUCACUUCAAGUUUAGUUACAAUUGAUAAGGAGUUUUACCAAUUUUGCAUGGAAAAUUUUUCAUGAACAGAUGAAAUGCUCUUGUUGCCCUGUUGUUCAAAUGCGGGUGCGCAAUUCAAUCAUCCUGACAGCAAAGCAAAUUAAAAUGUAUCCUUUUGUAUAGUGAGAUUUUAAUUUGUGUAACCAGUUUUAAUUUGUUUAAAUGUUGAUCAAUUAAAUUGCAAUAAUUGAGCAAUAGGUUAAAGUGUCAAACCUGAAGAAUGGGUGGGGGCAGUGGGUCCAAGUCGCGUCACAAGGGGUCGUCAGCCACCAAACAGCCCUAUGUGGCAUCCAAAACGCCAGAGGAUCGCUCAAUCUUGGACGAUAUAGAGGGAACUGGGCGAAAGAAGAAGACACUUCCACCCACCGUCAACAGAACUGCCAAUGACGACGACGCUGAUUGUGACGACUUUAUUCGUGAUCCGUACUGGUCGCCGACCCCAUAUUCUGCUUUCAAACUACUCAUUUCGGCUAGAUUUGCGGCAGGUUUAUGGACAACUAUUUCGGAUUGUGACGAGACAUAUAAUUACUGGGAACCGGCACACUAUCUUUUGUAUGGGAAAGGGUUUCAAACUUGGGAAUAUUCACCGGUCUAUGCACUUCGAUCCUACACCUACAUCUUAUUCCAUGCGGUCCCGGCAAAAAUCUACGACUACGUUUUAAGGCCGACACCACUGCUUAUCUUCUUCUUUGUGAGAUGUUUCCUCGCAUUUAUUUGUGCCUGUGCUGAGGCAUACUUGUAUCGAUCUGUGCGGAAAAAGUUUGGAGGAAAUGUCGCCAGAAUCACGCUAGUCACUGCAUUGUUCUCGGCUGGAAUGUUCAUCUCGUCCUGUGCGUUUUUACCAUCCGCAUUUUCGAUGUACAUGACGGCCUUUGCGUUUGGAGCAUGGUUGGAUGGGCUGGAUGAAUUGGCAAUAUUUUCAGUAGCCUUGUCUGGAUUAUUGAGCUGGCCUUUUGCGGCUUUGACUGGUGUCAUAAUAGCAGUGGACAUUUUGUUGAUUAGAAGAAAACUCUUGCUGUUCAUUAAGUGGUCAGUCGUAUCAUUGUUGGUCAUUCUGAUCCCAGUAAUAGUUUUGGAUUCAAACAUGUACGGAAAACCUGUGAUUGCACCUUGGAACAUUGUCAAGUACAAUAUUUUGUCAAACAAAGGGCCAGAACUGUACGGAACGGAGCCCUGGUCUUUUUACUUUACGAAUGGGACACUCAACUUUAAUCUUGUAUUCGCAUCCGCCUUAAUAUCUCCAUUCCUCAUGUUGGCCAAUUAUAAAAUGGAGUCAAAUUUGAUGAAAAAGAUGGGAAUUGUUGGAACUAUCUACGUGUGGUUGUUGGUCUUUGUUCUGCAGCCGCAUAAGGAGGAACGGUUCAUUUUCCCAGUAUUCGCCCUUAUUCCGGUCGCAGGUGCUCUUGGAAUUGAUGCCAUGCAAAAAAUUGCUGAUCUCGUCUGUUCUAAAAUUUUCCUCUGGUGGAUCCAAAGAGUAAAAGACAUUAAAAAAGUUAAGGUCUUCGACUACAGAAAAAUUGUAUCAUCCAUUGGCGUCGCUGCUAUUCUGACUUCAAGUGUGAUUGGGAGUUCAAGAAUUCUUGCACUGUAUUACGGAUAUCGAGCCCCAUUCGACGUUUAUUUCGCUUUCAAUCGCGACGCUUCAACACAACGAGCCCUCGCCACCGGCAAAAAUUACACCGUCUGCUACGGAAAAGAGUGGUACAGAUUUCCAAGCUCAUUCUUUCUCCCCAGUUUGGCAUGGGAUGUACGAUUCAUCGAGUCAGACUUUAAAGGACAAUUACCAGACUUGUAUUCACCCUUCGAUCCGGCUGGCACGAAAAGAAUACCGGAACAUAUGAACGACUGGAACAGAGAGGAGCCGACUCGAUAUGUCAACAUAAGCGAUUGCGACUAUCUCGUCGAUCUCAUCGAUCCGGACAGAUUCUCAGCUAAAGAACCAAACUAUGCCGCAAAUACUGCCGACUGGAGAAUUUUAGCAGAACAGGAUUUUCUCAAUUCUGCAAAAUCACAUCAAUUUUUUCGUGCAUUUUACGUUCCCUGGUUUUCCUCUCAAUACACGACCUACGAUUCUUACGUCUUUAUGAAACGAGUCAGAAAGAAGAACGCCCGGCAGAAAAAAAGAGGAAAGGAAUUUACCGAAGACGAUAUUUGAAGAAUCAAUCGUAAUAAAUGAAACUAUAACAGCAACUUCAGCGUUCCACCAACCAAUAAUAAUUAGAUGGAUAUAUUUAGGCAAAAUUAGUCAAUUGUCAUGUGUUAGCCUUAGUCAAAGAAAAAUGACCAGGUCAAGAUUUUGCAUUUUUUCCUGAUUCGUCUCAACUUGUCAUAGAGUAUGCGUGGUGGGAAGCCACCACCACACAUACUCUUCCCACUGGAAACCACUAAAAACAUAAACAAUGCCAGAUGAGAUUUGCAGUUUUUUGCAAAAAAUUCAAAAUUCCCACCGAAACUUGUGAACUUUUUACCCCACCGAGUUCAUCAGUUUCGCCACUAUGUGAUUUAUGAGGAUUGGUUUAACAUAAAAUAUAGUCAACUCUUAAGCAAAGGCGUGCUUUAGCAUGUACAUAAAGUAAAUAUGCAAAUAGUGAGUGAUAAUAUUUAUGGUUGUGUCCAUACGUUUACAGUUGUGGCGUAGUUUAUUAAUUAAUAGUUAUUUAUUUAUGAUGAUGAUGAAUAAUGCCGCAAUAAAUCAGGCACCCAGAGUGCAACGAUAUGCAUAUGAAAUCAAAUGAAAUAGGAUACCAAUAAGACAUGAAAAAUCACUCGGUUGUUAAAUUUUCUAAGUGAGUGUUUCUUUAAUUCGUAGUAAAGACUUUAGAAGAAGACUUUACAUGGUAAAAACAAUUUAGAAGAUGGAUAAUAAAAAUCCGGGGGCGGUCCAGUCAA